UCCUUUUUGUCAAAUUAUCUGGAAAUCUUCUCCCUCUACAAGUAGUAAUUAGGGUUUCCAGAUAUGAUUGUUCCUUGCUCAUUUUUUUCUCUUGCUUAGAAAGAAGCAACGAGGACACUUUCACUGCUAUCAGUGAGACAUGCAUUACUGUGCUUCAAAAUCACCUUAAACUGACCCUUUCAGGAAAGAGUCCAUGACAUGCAAGAGGAAAAAACAAUGAAUCCAGAGAAGAGCUUGUUCCCACCCACUUGGAACGUAGUUCCUUUUGCCAACCUGUUUGAUCAGCUGGGGAAAAAAGCGUCCUCAUUUACAUAACCUCCUGGUUCUUUGUGUUUCAACAUGGCACCAUUCCAGCAGCGCAGUUUCUCCAUAGGAAUGAUGGAAGCUAAAAGUCCACAAAUGCCCAGCAGACACCCCACUGGCUAUAGCUUCUCUAGGAUGUCCAAGGAUUUUCAAUUGUUUCUGUCUCUUACAGUCUUGAAGAAUGAUCUAAUAUUUGCUAAUGUGUGUGCUCUCCUUCAUAAUUCAGUGUCCAAAUAUUAAUUUAAGAAAUAUUUAUGAGUCACUUGUAUACCUAUUGCAUAUAAGCUCUCCCACUGGGUGCUGCAGCCCUGCUUUGGAGAAACAGACAAUCAGGUGAGAAGUAGUACCUCAACGUUAUAUCCUAAUCUGAGCACACCAGAGGCAGAGGCAAGGCAUUUUUUCUGCAUCCUCUACAUCAUCUAAAUAUAGUGUUGAGCAUAUAAACACGUGAUCAAUAAGUAGUUCUCCCAGUGAAUUUCCAUAAUUAAAACCCAUAGUAGUCACCAGCAAUAUUUUGGAAGAAACCAGAGUUCCUUUCUCUCACUGUCAGGAGGCAUAUGACAGCCACAAUACCUCACAUGGUAGGAAGUGAUGACAGACCAGAGGCUGAAAAGAGUACUUUUUGUGGUUCAAGUGAAAAGGAACUCUGAGUAGACAGAAAGAAUAAAUAAGUGCUGAAAUUAGCCUCCCCACCAGAGACAUUGCUUAUUGGGGACUAAAAAAAAAAAAAAAAGUUUCACAUCUGAGAAAACACAAGUGGUUAGAAGUUCUAAAUACUCAUUGCCAAACUGUUUUUGUACUGAAUUCACAUGCUUAAUGGUUUCCGUUCAAAAACGGAGCUCAUCAUUUAUACCCGUCAAUUGGCUUACGGGGUUGGGAUCACGGAGAAGGAAAUGAAAAGCCUCCCAAGGCCAAUGCCCAUCUUCUUUGCAUCUAGAAUCUGGCUCAAACCCUUGUCCACAUUUAUUUACUGUCUCCAUACUAGUAUCUCCUCUAAAGAACAAUGCAAGUUCCCAGCUGGGUAAAACUCAAAUUAGCAUAGCACUGUCCUUUAGAUAUUUAAAAAUAUGUAAAGAGAAAUGGCCACUGUUCUCUUACUGUAAUUUCAAAUGGAAAUUUCCCUAUUAUAUAGUUUUUAACAGUGAUUUUUUUUUUGAGGUGAAAUGGAAAGAACAGUCAGCUGCUCAGUGAAGCAGUUAAAAUAUUCUGCAAAAACAGCACUUAUGGAACAGACAGAACCCCUGGGCUACCAAUUAAUGAACACACAACUAGUGGCAUAAGACAGGUAACAGCUUCAUGGGCCAAAAAAGGAUUAUUAUUAUUAUUUUACCUUUAACAACUAACACUUUAUGGCAAACCGUUUUUAUGAUAAGUGACUAAGGAGACUAAAAAAUGUAUACAAAAUCAAACACUGGCACUCUCUGGAGUGUUCACUAGCUUUUUCUUGCAGCUGCUGGGCACAUCAUUUCUUUUCCACUUACAUUUUAUAAUAGGGGUCUUGGUUUUCUGGUUGAACCAGCAAGAUUUGUUAAUCAAAUGAAUCCCAGUUCCAGCAAGGGUAUCUAGUGAAACUAUGACAGCAGGGCCUCCAGGAAUAGAUUCUGCCAGGGGUAGCAAGUCUCCCUUAUUUGGUUUUCUUUUCCUGGUUGAAAACUCAGUGCUUAAAAUUUAGUUUCUUUCAUUUUACUCCUGAGAAAUCACAGCCAUUGAGAGGGAAAAACAGCAUCUGAUACCUUUCUGGGAACAGGGGAAUUGCACUCACUAACUUCACCUCCAGUUUUGAAUACAACAGUGCAAGUACAGGCGGAAAAGUCAAGGCUGCCAGUUAUGCAAAGCCAUCCUGUAACUCCACCCACUGCCAUGGAAAUGCAGUCCUGGAUAAGUGUGAGUGUGUGGACACGGCAGCUGGGUGUGUUGUAUAUGUGAGGGGUUUAUGAAAGUGCGAAUUUGCGCGAAUGUGUAUUUGUAUGUUUGUGAGUGCAUGUAUAUGAAUAUAUUUGUGUAUUUUUGAGUGAAUGUACAUUGAUGUGUUCAUGUGUGUAUGUGUAUAUGAUCAUUUGUGACUACUUAUGAAUGUGUGAGUAUAAAUGUUUGUGUGUUUACGUGUAGUUUUGUGUAAAUGCCUGUAUGAAUGUGAAUAUGUGGUGUACAUGUGUCUAUAUUGUGUGUUUGGCUGAGUGUGUAAAUGCGUGAGCGUUUCAGUGUGUGUGUGUGUGUGUGUGUAGCUGCCUAUGUUAUUUGUAUAUAGGUUUGUAUUUUUGUGUAUAGGAAUGCAUAUUGUGGAUGUAUUUGUAUGUAUGAAAGUGGGCAGUUUUCCAUGUUUCUAUUUGUGCGAAUUGAGUAUUUAUGUGUGUUGGAGUGUGCAGUGUUUGUGAAUUUGUGUGUUUUUGUUUGUAUAUGUGAGCGUUGAGUAUGUAAUUUCGCAAACGCGAGUAUUUGUGUUGGGACUGUGCGCGACUGGUGAGUGUGCAUUUGUGUGUAUGUGAGUAUAUAUGUUUGUGUGUAUGUGUGAGUGUGUGUGCGCGCGCGCUCAAGUACGCGUGUGAGCGGGUGUGUGCGGUCGCCGCGCGCCUCCACCUCCGCGCGAACCGCCCCAUCGCGGCGGGAGAACAGGCAGCCGCCCGAGGGAGGGACGCGCGCUGGGGUGAGCGGGCUGAGCCGCCGUCACUGCAGCCGCGCCGACUUUGCCCUUUAAAUCGGUCUCCAAGCCGAUUACAGCUGAUCUCCCACGUGACGUUUUACCUUCUGUCUCCUGGAGCCAGUUGCCCGAGGACAGUCUUCCUCAAGCUGCAGCGCGUCGCGUCUCUCCAGCCCACCGCGGGGGCUCGGGCUUCCGCAACUUUGGGCGAAGCAGCGGCGGGCCGGGCGCCUUCUCUGGGCCACUCUCCACGCGGGCGUCGGGGACUGUAGGGGCUUUGCUCGGCGGGGAGGGCGGUGGUCGGGGCAGAGAACGCGCCCCAGCCGCAGCCCGGUGCUCCUCGGACCCGCUCGCCGCCGCUCUCCGGAGGCCGACGGGCUGCCCUGUGCGCUGCGUCAGGAAAGGGGGCGCCCUUGGCCGUCGGGAGCGGAGCGGGCGCGCCCUCGGACAAGCCGGCGGGAGAUGGCCGCGAGGCAGGGGUGAGCUCCCGCGCCCUCACCAUGCAGAAGAGCGUGCGUUACAAUGAGGGGCACGCCCUGUACCUGGCCUUUCUGGCCCGCAAAGAGGGCACCAAGCGCGGUUUCCUGAGCAAGAAGGCAGCCGAGGCGAGCCGCUGGCACGAAAAGUGGUUCGCCCUCUACCAGAAUGUGCUGUUCUACUUUGAGGGCGAGCAGAGCGGCCGCCCGGCCGGCAUGUACCUCCUGGAAGGCUGCAGCUGCGAGCGGGCACUCGCGCCGCCCAGGGCCGGAACCGGGCCGGGCGGCGCCCGGGACGCGCUGGACAAGCAGUAUUACUUCACUGUUCUUUUCGGCCACGAAGGUCAGAAACCACUAGAGCUGCGCUGUGAGGAGGAGCAGGACGGUAAAGAGUGGAUGGAGGCCAUUCACCAAGCUAGUUAUGCAGACAUUUUGAUUGAGAGGGAAGUGUUAAUGCAGAAGUACAUUCAUCUCGUUCAGAUCGUAGAGACAGAAAAAAUUGCUGCCAACCAGCUCCGGCAUCAGCUUGAAGAUCAAGAUACAGAAAUCGAAAGGCUUAAAUCAGAGAUUAUCGCUCUUAAUAAAACCAAGGAACGAAUGAGACCUUACCAAAGCAAUCAAGAAGAUGAGGAUCCAGACAUCAAGAAGAUUAAAAAGGUUCAGAGCUUCAUGCGAGGCUGGUUAUGUAGAAGGAAGUGGAAGACCAUCGUGCAGGAUUACAUUUGCUCUCCUCAUGCUGAAAGUAUGAGGAAGAGAAACCAGAUUGUGUUCACCAUGGUCGAGGCUGAGUCAGAGUAUGUUCACCAGCUCUACAUCCUGGUCAACGGUUUCCUCCGGCCCCUGCGAAUGGCAGCCAGCUCCAAGAAGCCCCCCAUCAGCCAUGAUGAUGUCAGCAGUAUUUUUCUCAACAGUGAAACAAUUAUGUUUCUUCAUGAAAUAUUUCAUCAAGGACUGAAGGCCAGGAUAGCCAACUGGCCCACAUUAAUUUUAGCUGAUCUGUUUGAUAUUUUACUCCCCAUGCUGAACAUUUAUCAAGAAUUUGUGCGUAAUCACCAGUACAGCCUCCAAGUGCUCGCCAAUUGUAAGCAAAACAGAGACUUCGACAAACUCUUGAAACAGUAUGAAGCCAACCCUGCCUGUGAGGGGAGGAUGCUGGAGACGUUUCUGACCUAUCCAAUGUUUCAGAUUCCUAGGUACAUCAUCACACUUCAUGAACUCCUAGCUCAUACUCCCCAUGAGCAUGUGGAGAGGAAAAGUCUGGAAUUUGCUAAAUCAAAACUAGAGGAACUAUCCAGGGUAAUGCACGAUGAAGUGAGCGACACUGAAAACAUAAGGAAGAACCUUGCCAUAGAAAGAAUGAUUGUGGAAGGCUGUGAUAUCUUGCUGGACACCAGCCAAACUUUCAUCCGCCAAGGUUCUCUUAUUCAAGUACCUUCCGUUGAGAGGGGGAAACUUAGUAAAGUUCGCCUGGGUUCAUUGUCUUUGAAAAAGGAAGGAGAAAGACAAUGCUUCCUAUUUACAAAACACUUUUUAAUUUGUACAAGAAGUUCAGGAGGAAAGCUGCAUCUGCUCAAGACAGGUGGCGUUCUCUCUCUCAUAGAUUGUACAUUGAUCGAGGAGCCUGAUGCAAGCGAUGAUGACUCCAAAGGUUCCGGGCAAGUGUUUGGACACCUGGAUUUUAAAAUAGUGGUGGAGCCUCCUGACGCUGCUCCUUUCACUGUAGUCUUGUUAGCACCUUCCCGCCAAGAGAAAGCUGCCUGGACAAGUGACAUAAGUCAGUGUGUGGACAACAUACGGUGUAAUGGUCUAAUGACCAUAGUGUUUGAAGAAAAUUCCAAAGUCACUGUGCCACAUAUGAUUAAGUCCGAUGCCCGUCUUCACAAGGAUGACACCGACAUUUGCUUCAGUAAAACACUCAACUCCUGCAAAGUGCCCCAGAUCCGUUACGCUAGCGUGGAGCGCCUCUUGGAGCGGCUGACAGACCUGCGGUUUCUUAGCAUCGAUUUCCUCAACACCUUUCUGCACACCUAUCGGAUUUUCACCACAGCAGCCGUGGUGCUGGGGAAGCUUUCCGACAUAUACAAGAGGCCUUUCACCUCGAUCCCCGUCAGGUCAUUGGAAUUGUUCUUUGCCACCAGCCAGAACAACAGAGGUGAACACUUGGUGGAUGGCAAAUCCCCACGCCUAUGUCGCAAAUUCUCUUCCCCACCGCCACUGGCUGUGUCCAGAACGUCCUCCCCGGUGAGGGCCAGAAAGCUGUCCUUGACUUCUCCCUUGAACUCAAGGAUAGGAGCAUUGGACCUGACCACCUCCUCUGCGUCCAGCAGCCCUACCACCACCCACAGCCCUGCCGGGUCCCCACCACCGCACACUGGUAAAGUACCGCUGGAUCUUAGCAGAGGCCUUUCUUCUCCAGAACAAAGCCCGGGAGCUGUGGAAGAGCAUGUAGAUAACCCUCGCGUGGAUCUGUGUAACAAGCUGAAACGAAGUAUUCAAAGAGCAGCAGUCCUAGAGUCUGGACCAGUGGACCGAGCAGGAGUGGAAAGCUCCCCAGCGACCGAUGCCACAGAACUUUCACCUUGCCGGUCACCCUCGACUCCUCGGCACCUCCGCUACCGCCAGCCUGGAGGACAGACGGCUGACAACUCCCACUGCUCUGUUUCACCUGCUUCUGCUUUUGCAAUUGCCACGGCUGCAGCAGGACACGGGAGUCCACCAGGAUUUAACAACACCGAGAGAACAUGUGACAAAGAAUUCAUUAUACGUAGAUCGGCCACCAAUCGAGUACUGAACGUCCUCCGUCACUGGGUCUCAAAGCACGCACAGGAUUUUGAACUCAACAACGAACUAAAGAUGAAUGUCCUAAAUUUGCUUGAAGAAGUUUUGCGAGACCCAGACCUUCUUCCCCAAGAAAGGAAAGCCACGGCGAAUAUCCUGAGGGCCCUUUCACAAGAUGAUCAAGAUGACAUCCACCUAAAACUAGAGGAUAUAAUUCAAUUGACGGACUGUCCGAAGGCCGAGUGCUUUGAGACCCUGUCGGCCAUGGAGUUGGCCGAGCAGAUCACACUCCUGGACCACAUCGUUUUCAGGAGCAUUCCCUACGAAGAAUUCCUUGGGCAGGGGUGGAUGAAGCUGGAUAAAAAUGAAAGAACACCUUACAUUAUGAAAACCAGCCAGCACUUCAAUGAUAUGAGUAACCUGGUGGCCUCCCAGAUCAUGAAUUACGCCGAUGUCAGCUCCCGAGCCAACGCAAUCGAGAAGUGGGUGGCUGUGGCAGACAUCUGCCGGUGUCUGCACAACUACAACGGCGUGCUGGAGAUCACCUCAGCCUUGAACCGAAGUGCCAUCUACCGGCUGAAGAAAACCUGGGCCAAGGUGUCCAAGCAGACAAAAGCUCUAAUGGACAAGCUUCAGAAGACUGUUUCAUCUGAAGGAAGAUUUAAGAAUCUCAGAGAAACUCUUAAAAAUUGUAACCCCCCAGCUGUUCCUUAUCUGGGGAUGUACCUGACAGACCUGGCGUUUAUUGAAGAAGGAACACCCAACUUUACUGAGGAAGGCCUUGUCAAUUUCUCCAAGAUGAGAAUGAUAUCACACAUCAUCAGAGAGAUUCGCCAGUUCCAGCAGACCUCCUUUCGCAUAGACCAUCAGCCAAAGGUCACGCAGUACUUGCUUGACAAAGCCCUCAUCAUAGAUGAAGAUACGCUCUAUGAUCUGUCACUAAAAAUUGAACCUCGGCUCCCUGCUUGACCAUCUGGCUUCGCCCCGAGUCCGUGGAAUUUUCAUGGAAAGCAGAACGGACAGAACUGUGCAUGCUGUGCCUCCCAAAGAGUAGGGAGGACCGGGGAUGGAGACCAAGCCAGUCUCCUUUGUCCACCGAAGAUGACAGAACCAAACUGGAAUUCUGUCUCCAGUCAGGGAAGCGCAGCUGGUUGGGGUUAAAGACAGAUGCUUCAGGCUUGGGUGGAAAGGUGAAGAAGAUGGAUAUUUGGUAAAGCUGAGGGCACAUCUGCCUGAGGGAAUAUCAAGAGGGGAAGUGCUGGUAGCCCGUUUUCAUGAAGCAGGAAAGAAGGUGAAUUUGAAACUGCUCCACGUUCUGUUAGAACUUGGGGGACGAGCGUCCGUGGAAAAGGCCUGCGAUAUUUCGCUGGCACUUGACCAACCGGGUGCACCUCCCAAUCUCCUCCUGGGAUUUAACUGUUACAUUUCCUUUGUUACAAGCUUCCAGAAGAGCCGAAGCUGCUUCUGUCAGUUUGGGCGACGCAUAAGCAAUUUCAGUCUAGAGCAUGUGCAUGGUUCUCAGCGCAUUAUAAAUAUUCACAUCGGAGGAAUGGCAUGUUCUGAAACUGCUCUUUCAGUCUUUAGGCGACAGGGCAGGAAAGACGCUAAAAGUCAGGUGCGUCUGUACGUAAGAUUUCCAGGAUUAAAAAUCAAGUAGCUGAGCCCCCAGGACUGUUUCGAGUCGGUGGGAGGGGCUUCUUCCUGAGGCUGUGGAGCCCAGGAAGCCAAUGCCCUUGGAGAGGCAGGUGCAUGCUUUGCAACAAUAUGCCCACGCUCCUCACCGACAAAACUGUGGAAGAGGACAGAAGGCCACCAAGUGCUACAGGGAAGAAGAGUGGGUUUCAAUGCUAAGUGAAAAGAUGUACUUAAAAUGUAUCAUCUCUACUCCCUGCUGUGCUCCGCCCCCCCCCCCUUAUGUGGGAAUCUAUUCUGAUUUACCCAAACCAUUUUUAAGCCCACUAUGAACAUUGGAUGUAUUUUUUUGAAGCUGUUUAGUGAGACUUCCUUUUUAUAACCGCCCCCCCAUUCCGUGUGCUAUUGGAAGACAGUUUUCCCCCAGUCAUCUUUGUUUUUAGAUUUUGAGGCAUUUCUGAGUGAAAAUGUUCUAAGUAUAUGGGAAAUGGGCCCAACCUCUCAACAGCUCUUACAUCAGAAAGCCAAAUGCAAGGGUUGGUCCUCCUCCCUUAGGCUGGGAAAGUAAUCUUGCUUUCCCCAGGGUUUGUAGGUUGUUGAAGAAAUAGGGCUCUCUCAUGUUUACCUCCCUCUUCUCUUCUCAGGGAGACCUCUGCUUUAAAAGAAGGAAAAGAAAAAAAAAAUACAGUUAUUAUUACCUGAGCCUAUUGCACCUGGCAUUAUCCCUACGAGGCAUGAGGUGUAUGGAUGCUGACAGUGAAAAAAAUUGAUCUGUUUGGCUGUUUUCCAUCUUUCUUUGCACUUUAAUUAUGUUGUUAGAGCUAACAACUGACUAAUAAAUUCAAUUUGCUGGCUCCUAAGACCCAGUGGCAUUGAUAAUGUCCCAUAGAGGUGGAGAAUGUACAUUUUUCCUGCAUGGUAAGGGCCAUCUCUGUAUAUAACUAUAAAGUGAGAUAUGAAGUAAUAGAAGAUAUUUAUACUAUUUGCGAACCACUCCAAAAAUAUUUUCAAUAGCUCAUAUUAGCCAACAGUGUAGCACUAAACCCACAGAGGGUGACUUAAUGGAUGUUUUCUUUCUUUUUUUUUUUUUUUUUUAAAGAAGUUGCUUGUUUUUUUCCUCUCUAGUCUCAAGUAAGAGGUUGAUGCAUCCUGAUGCAUGAUAAGAAGCAUGGGUUGUUUGGGUCCUAAUAAUGCAUAACUUACAAUUUAUUUCUCAGUGUUCAGAAACCGAAGAGUUUGUACUAAUGUAUGUCAGUCGCACCAAGCACCUCAAAGUCUUGCAGAAGAAUAAGAAAGUAAAGGUUAACUUUCUUGGCUGAAAAACAUCAUUUGGAAGGUGAACAAAACCAGGACGAAUCAGUGAAAGGACCACACACACGGUAGUUUCAGGCUGAACAACAGGUGGAAAAGUUGAUGCAUCCAACUCUGCCCUUAGAGUCCCCCAAAGUCUUCCAGAAGGGAGGGUGUGGUUCUGUCGGCACUGUGCCUGGAAGUCUGGACCCUUAACUCUCUGACCCAGAUUUUCCAAAGGCACUGCAACCAUUCUUAUUAAAGAAAAAUAGGAACUAGAGGGAUUUCCAAAUGCUUCUCCCUUUUUGGCGUAGGCCUUUUUUCCCCUCUGCUAGUGACAAAGCCGGCAAGUCUAUUUCCUGCAGAAUGUUGGCCGCGCCCCCCAGUGGUCAACUGUGGGCACUGUCCGUUGUCUGUGCUGACCCUUUAGCAUUUUAUUGACGCUAACACACUCCUUCUGAGAGUCUAAAGCAUUGCUGGAGCUGUGCCUCGAGAGAACUCCACCUCCAAGGGCGUUGCUUUUGCUGACCUGCACCAUUUCUGGGUUAGCUGGAAGAGGAAAAUGUUUUUUAAAAAGCUCAAUUUGGUGACAUUUAAAAUCCCCAAGAGCAAUUUGUGAUUUCUUUCCAUUGUUUAAAGCACCCAUCCUCUUCUGCCCUGUAAGCUUUGAGUGAUUGUCAGAGCACGCACUCUUGGCUGUGUCUGCUUCUAUCCCAUCAUAUGAGACCCAUUUCUAUGAAUAGAUGGGAGGUCAGCCUCUAACAGCCAAGUAGGGAACACGUAUUAUUGCAAAAUUAACCUAGAAAAUCAGAAGCAAAAUCCAAUUUCAUGCUUUCAGAUGAAUACCCAUGUUUUGUACUGUCAAUGAAAUUAUCUUGGGGAUUUUAGGGGAUGCCUUUGGUUAUUAACUAAGACAUCCAGUUUUGCUACAGGGACAAAUCUCUCACUUAAGUCAAUAUAUUGUGUGACAGAUUCAGGCAUGAAGUAAAAUGUUGUCACUUUUCCUUAGUGUUUGAGUUUAAAGAGGGAAUUUUAAACUCUUGUUGCAAUAUUUUCAACUGGUGCCCACACCAAGCCCCUAUUUCUGUUUGUUAAUUUCAGUGCAUCUUAAAGUACUACUUAAAAACAAAUGAAUUUCUGGAGUUCCUGUCAUGGCUCAGUGGUUAACGAGUCCGACUAGGAACCAUGGGGUUGCGGGUUCGAUCCCUGCCCUUGCUCAGUGGGCUAAGGAUCCGGCAUUGCCAUGAGCUGUGGUGUUGGUCACAGAUGCGGCUCAGAUCCCGCGUUGUUGUGGCUAUGGCGUAGGCCAGUGGCUACAGCUCUGAUUAGACUCCUAGCCUGGGAACCUCUAUGUGCUGAGGGAGCGGCCCCAAAAAUGGCAAAAAGACAAAAAAAGAAUUUCCCCCAGAAAUUGAUUUUAUUUGAUGUACCCAAGCCUUAAGUUUAAUAAAGAAAAAAAAAUGAAACUUGGAGAUACUGAAUAACUUAGAAGAGAAAAAUCUGUUAUGUUCCCCCUUGAAUGCGUGCGAUAAUGGACUCACACAUCUUCUUUUUUCAGGAUGUUAUACAAGAUAAGACCUUGGGUCGAGAAUGAUUGAGCCAUUUGUAAAUUCUUAACUAAAAAGAGUAAUGCAACAGAGGGAUUUUUCCCAAUAUUAACUUUUAUUUUACAAGAAAGGAUUUUAUUUAGCUCUCGCUCUCUCUCUCUCUCUUUUUUUAAGGGCACCUGGAAGUUCCCAGGCUAGGGGUCAAAUUGGAGCUGUUGCCUGUGCCACAGCCACAGCAAUGCCAGAUCCGAGCUUCGACUACAACCUACACCAUAGCUCACAGCAAUGCCGGAUCCUUAAACCACUGAGGGAGGCCAGAGAUUGAACCCACAUCCUCAUGGAUAGUAGUCGGGUUCGUAACCUGCUAAGCCACAAUGGGAACUCGCUAUUUAGCUCUUCAAAGUUUGAUUUUAAUCCCCCUUGAAGGGGUGAUCCUUUCCCUUCACUUCAAAAUAUAAGAUUUUUUUAAAACCAGCCUGUAAAAUUUCUUAUUUUUACUGCUAUUGAAAUGCUAUAAAAGAUAACAUAUUAUUUAUGGCUAAAGAAUAGAGCUAGGCUAAUGUCCACAGCCAGAAGGAAUAAAUAAAGAUUCAUUUUCAUUUCAGUAAGACAACAGAUUGUAAGUUUAAAUAAUGACUUGAUUACAGACACCACUAUGUGAAUCCCGGUAAUAAGACUUGAGUCAAUGAAACCUAAUCAGUGUCAUUUCUCUGUGUCUGCCAGUGGUUUAAAAUUAAAGCAGGGCAGAGCUAAAGGAGAAAACAACCAUUUUGUUGUAGGUAUAAACACAUGAAUGAUUCAGAAAAGUAUUCAUCUUGGCUGCCACACCACAUCAUGUUAACAUUAGGGUGGAUUUGAUUGUACUUGAUCUCAUUUGCUCAAGAAAACUAAUAGUUCUACUAAAUGAUGUUGAACCACUGUCUUUUACACUAUCAUUAUUUUUUCUCUGGAGAGACAGUUAUGAAAGCGUGCUGGGCUAGGGAUCCUAGCCCUGAGUCCUAGGCCCAGGUCUGUAUCUAAAGCUGGGGAACCUUAGGCCAGUGCUGAAACCUCUCUGCUCCUCAGUUUGCUUAUCUGUGAAAUGGGGCUAAUGGUAAUUCCUAUGCUGCCUACCUCACAGGGCUGUCAUGAGGAAAACUGUAAAGUGCUGUCCACGUGUGAGGUAACUUGAUUACCAUCCUCGUCUCUCUUGUGCAGAGGAUCUAAGUGUAUUUCUUUGUUAUUUGUGUGUGUGAUGGACGCAUCCAUGUGUUACUUUGAGAAGUAUAUUGUUUGUGUCCAGUUUGCAAAUCUGCUGACAUUUGUGACUCCGACAGAAGGGUUUGUUCUGUGGCCUAACUUGCCAGGUGAGGUGUGGGUUAUGCCUAUAUGCAAAUUAAACUUUGCCUUUCUCAAAUUCUC
Messenger RNA from Sus scrofa (pig), 12065 nucleotides. It is a transcript of the gene RASGRF2, whose product is annotated as Ras protein specific guanine nucleotide releasing factor 2. Gene Ontology annotation, molecular function: guanyl-nucleotide exchange factor activity. The record is from RefSeq and is a predicted model, not a curated record. Gene Ontology annotation, biological process: Ras protein signal transduction. NCBI's taxonomy places the organism in Eukaryota, Metazoa, Chordata, Mammalia, Artiodactyla, Suidae. Gene Ontology annotation, cellular component: plasma membrane.